GUCGGUGACGCUCGACGGACGGACGGCCGUCUAAGACACAAUUGCUCCCACACUCUCCAUCCAUUCAUCCCAAUCCCUCCCCUCCGAACACCAAACCGACACAGAGAGAAGGAAAAAGGUUGGAUCAUCUCUCGAUCGUCUCUAUUUGUUCUUUGUUCUUUUUUUUUUCUAUUUUAGGUAGAACUUGAUCCAAGUUCUCAAGGACGGACGAAGCAUAUGGGUUCCAUUGCUCAUUUCUCGCCAAUCUUGCUGCUCCUGCUGCUCGAAAAGGGUUUGGAGUUGAUGUUGUCUUUGAGCCUACAAGAAGAAUCAUUUAUAAACCAUUGAUUAUCCUCGGAUAGUGCCUGCCUGCGUUUAGUUCUUGGGCAAGGAAGGUUUGUUCUAAACUUAGGGUUCUUUUUUAUGCUUUGCCGUGUCUUGGAAUGCGAGAAUAGGACCUCCUUUGUUUGCUCUAUGUAUCCCUCCAUCUUUCGGCUUCAACUGUGGUCUACUAUGAUGGAGCUCAGAGCAGUUAGUUAUCGGGGCACAUUGGCAUUUGAAAUGUAAGCCUUUUCUUGAUCCGGCGCUUAGGUUGAUUGUCUGGUGUUUGUCCGGGGUGGAAAGUGUUGUUGAUCUUCUUCCUCAAUUUGAAUGCUCGUGUUUUCGUAUUUUGAAAUGCUUGCAAUGGUUUGUCUAGUAGUUCCAUUGCUACAUGACGAAUAGCUUGUGGUGUAUCUUCUGGUCGUAAUUGUUUCUCUGCGUCUCUACUCAGAGAGUUCUUGGUAAUAUAUAUACACGUAUUCGUAUAGGCUGAUCUUACUGGUUCCAGUUGCUUCUUGUACAUGUCUAGUGAGGAGGAGGAAAAGAGGCAUCAUCAUAAAGCUUGCCGUAUCAAAUGGUGGACAUUUGGUGGUCAUUGUUAGGGGCUGCAGUUCCAGCUCUUGUGGUAGGGCAAGCCAUCAGAGCAAAGAGAAAAAAUGGCGAAGAGCAAAGGUUCAAGAGUGCCCAAGGGCAUGAAAGAAACUCGGAUGAAAUCUUCGUAUGUGACAGAGUCUGUACUUCUAAGAGAAUGCUCAAGAAGGUCGGUGCAUUAUCAGAGAAUCUGCCUCAGGAUACAUGUGUUUCUGUUUGUGGUGUUUCUGAACUUGAUGCUUGUGCUGAUGCUUGUGCACGGAGUGUUUGUGUUAUCCAACACCAAGUGCCUAACUGGAACGACGUUUGCCUUAAAAGGUAUAAGAUUCACAUAAUGGCGGUGCAAAUCUAUCGGAGGUUGGAUGACUGCUUGAUGGAGAGUCCCUCCUUGGAAAUUCUCUUGUUGGUGAUUGUUGUAUUAAAAAUCUCAUAGGAAGUUCCUCAGAUUUCACCUGUUUCCUGUAAAUUAAUCAUAAAGCGUUACUGUCCUGUCUUUUUUUGCUGCUGCUACUUAGAAUUAAUAGCACAUUUCUUGGAACUGCAUGCUCACCAAAGUUGAUAGAUGAAUGCAAAGUUAUGAUGGUUACAGUGAAA
Musa acuminata AAA Group (dessert banana) is the source of this 1485-nucleotide messenger RNA. RefSeq lists its product as uncharacterized. The transcript is spliced from 3 exons. Lineage: Eukaryota; Viridiplantae; Streptophyta; Magnoliopsida; Zingiberales; Musaceae. The coding region runs from base 875 to 1324 and encodes 149 amino acids. The record is from RefSeq and is a predicted model, not a curated record.